AUGAGUACUAUUAAGGUGGCCCGAAUUCGCCCGACAUUCCGUAUGCCCUAUACUCAUUACGCUAUGAUCUACCUCGAUAACGAGGGCAAUCUCAAGGCAUUCAUCAAGUUCAUCGAGCCUCGCAAGCAGGCUCGCUACCCCUACAAUGGAGGCAAGCCUCCACCAGGCUCUGCCCCGGGUACAACUGGCCGCAUGGAGCUUCUGCUUCACAUGAUCCGCAAGCUUGGUAGCCACAACAUCACCACCGAUAAACUGAUGGAAGCUGCGGGUGACACUAGGAGUAGUCUGGAAUACUCCUCCCAUAUCAAGAUUAUCUAUGAGAUCCUUCGUGUGCGCAGGAUGGAGGAGCGCUUUGAGCGUGAGAAAGUUGUGUCGGUGCUGCCCUGUGGCGGUGUAAACCUCCCCUCCACAAGCCCUCAGUCCGAUGUCGCAACCGAGGAGAUUGCGUCGAUAGGUCACGCUCAUGUUCGCCGGCCAUGA
Messenger RNA from Penicillium macrosclerotiorum, 480 nucleotides. RefSeq lists its product as uncharacterized. NCBI's taxonomy places the organism in Eukaryota, Fungi, Ascomycota, Eurotiomycetes, Eurotiales, Aspergillaceae. The coding region runs from base 1 to 480 and encodes 159 amino acids. The transcript is spliced from 4 exons. The record is from RefSeq and is a predicted model, not a curated record.